GAGUCAGGCCAGAUACGAAAGGCACAGAAUUUAUAAUCGUUGAAAUCAUAUAGGCAUUUGUGAAGUAAAAUAUAUUUCAAUGCUUUUGGAAAUAAUGUAAAAUGGCUAUAAACCUAGAUAAACAUAAAGAAGCUUUAAUCAGUGCGUGGAGAGAUGUAUUAGACGAAAAAACCGAAACGAACUGGGCCUUGUAUGGUUAUGAAGGGCUCACAAAUGAUCUCAAGUUCGUCAGCAAAGGAGAUGGAGGCUUAACUGAGUUGAUUGAUGACUUGAAUAGUGGGAAAAUACAAUAUGCAUUCUUAAAAGUGGAUGUACCAAAUGGAAGCAUAUCUAAAUAUGUGCUUAUCAACUGGCAGGGUGAAGGUGCACCAACUGUUAGGAAAGGAACCUGUGCAAACCACAUUAAACAUGUGGCUAAUUUCUUCACUGGUUUCCACCUGACCAUGCACGCAAGAACCGAAGAUGACUUAGAUGAAAAGAUAAUCCUAGACAAACUGGCCAAAGCUGGUUCAGCAUUUAAUUUCAAGUCGAGUAGACCUGAGGAAUUACCGCCAAGUGGACCAGUUGGGACUGCAUAUCAGAAAGUUAAUCCGGUAAAAGAAAUCAAUUCAAAAGAGAGAGACCAGUUUUGGCAGAAAGAAGAAAUUGAAGAGAAGAAAAGAAUAGAAGCAGAAAAGAAAAGGAAAGAGGAGGAUAAAAGAAAAGCCGAGGAAAUGGUCAGAAGAAGAGACGAGUUAGAAGCACAGAAAAGAGCCAAAGCCGAACACGACAAAAGUCCAGUGGAAACUGUGAGUCCUACCGGGGUGAGUGCGAGCGAGGCGCUCCGGCGGCAACGGUCUGCGGAAGCGAGACAGCUGAUCGGCUCCUCCACCGCUGCUGCACGAGCACUCUUCCAACAGAACUUGGCUCAAGGACAGAUCAACACCUCAAGAUCAAAUUCGAUCCCAGAAAAGCCCGUACGUAGUUCAGUGAUCGCGCAACGCAUCAACACGUUCACGCGAGGUCAAUCACCCCAACCGGUUUCGCCGGUCAAAGCCCCUACGAAAUUGGACACGAACAUUCCGGAAGUCGGGGCGCAGCCCGAAACGAGUCCCCUGAAGAACAUCGACAAGAUCAAGAUGAGUCUAGAGAGUCCUUCCCAGAUUCAGUACGAGCCGAUCAUCGACCCGUCGGACUUGAGUCCCAGCACUGACGUCGAGCCGGCCUCGUUCGGUGACGUCACGUACGCGGAAUGCAAACGUGACGACAGCUACAGAGACAUCGGAACGGACUCGUCGAAGCAAAGCGAGCCGAUGAUAAAGCAGAACAUUCUGGAAAACGAUAUGUUCGACGCAGCGUACUCUAGUUCGAACGAAAACGACGAUGACGACAGCGACAAUAAGUUCAGCACGAUCAAACGGUCGCCGUACAGUAAGAGUAGUGCGGCCGAAGACACCGGCAAGGAGCUCAGCCGACAGAACACAGUCAUAGAGAAUGUUAAUUACAAAAAAGAAGCCAACGGUACCUUAAAUGAAGAUGCAUCACCUGAGGGUUUAGAAGAAGAGGGUACAAUAUACGAAGAUCUCAAUGAAGAUCCUGGACUGACCGCUAGGGCGCUGUACGAUUAUCAAGCUGCGGACGAGUCUGAGAUAACUUUCGACCCGGGGGACAUCAUAUCGCACAUCGAGCAGAUAGACGCGGGCUGGUGGCAGGGGCUCGGGCCGCGGGGGGAGUUCGGCCUGUUCCCCGCCAACUACGUGGAGCUUCUGCCGGCGCACCCCCGCUAAACACCCCACCCCCCAACCCCCCGCCUACCGGUGGUAAGUCACCUCAGACAGAAUGGAUUAAACGCUCCCAUACAUGUGAAAAAGUAUUUUUCCCUACCUAUUCUUGUUACCUCGAGG
Molecule: messenger RNA, 1883 nt
Organism: Bombyx mandarina (wild silkworm)
Lineage: Eukaryota; Metazoa; Arthropoda; Insecta; Lepidoptera; Bombycidae
Gene: Abp1
Product: Actin binding protein 1
Biological process (GO): positive regulation of dendritic spine morphogenesis; regulation of actin filament polymerization; neuron projection morphogenesis
Cellular component (GO): cortical actin cytoskeleton; postsynaptic density; actin filament
Molecular function (GO): actin filament binding
Source: RefSeq, a predicted model, not a curated record